Molecule: messenger RNA, 1077 nt
Organism: Dioscorea cayenensis subsp. rotundata (Guinea yam)
Lineage: Eukaryota; Viridiplantae; Streptophyta; Magnoliopsida; Dioscoreales; Dioscoreaceae
Product: protein FAR1-RELATED SEQUENCE 5-like
Exons: 3
Coding region: 1-1077 (358 amino acids)
Biological process (GO): regulation of DNA-templated transcription
Molecular function (GO): zinc ion binding
Source: RefSeq, a predicted model, not a curated record
AUGGAUUAUGGCUACUUUGGAGAUGUUGUUUGUCUUGAUCCAACUUACGGAACAAAUAAAUAUGCAAUGCCGAUUGUUCCGAUUGUAGGUGUCAAUCAUCAUCUUCAAACUGUAUUAUUUGGUUGUGCACUGAUUUUUGAUGAAACAGAAUACUCUUUUGUUUGGGUACUUGAGAAAUGGCUACAAGCAAUGAAAGGAAGUCAUCCCAAAGUAAUUAUGACUGAUCAAGAUUCUGCCAUUAGUGGUGCAAUUGCCAAAGUCUUGCCAUAUAUGUGUACAACUCAACGAAGUGAAAGUAUAAACAAAUUUUUCAAAGGGUUUUUAAGUAGAAAAAUGUUGUUGUUGGAGUUUGUUCAAGGUGUUGACAAGGCACUAAUUAGACGUCGAGAGAAAGAAAUUGAAGUUGAUUUUAAAAUGAACAAUAUGCAACCAUCCUUAAUACUUCAUAUGCCUAUUGACGAAGAAGCAAGCAAACUGUACACACCGGCUAUCUUUGCUAAAUUUCAAGAAGAACUACUUGGAAGUCUUCGGUACAAAUGUUGCAAGUUUGAAUUUGCGGGUUUCUUAUGCCGUCACAUAUUGAAGGUAUUCAUUGUGGCUAAUGUGGAUAAGAUUCCAACAGAAUACAUGUUAACCCGUUGGACAAGAGAUGCAAAAUGUGGAAAAAAUUUUGAUGAAGAAGAUCAAGAAGUUCAAGAAGAUUUCUAUACUCAUUUAACACUUAGAUAUAGCACCCUUUCUCAUGAAGCACAAGAAGUUGCAACCAAGGCAUCUUGCUCCACGGAAGUUUACAAAGUGGCUUUGCAUUGGUUAAGGAAGACAAGAGAAGAGGUUGAAAAGGCUAUUAAAAUGCAAAAGUUUGAAGUUCCAAAUAACAACAUUGACAAGUGUUUAUCACAACAAACGAUUAUGUCAACCGAAGUAACAAUCCAUGACCCUCCACUAGCAAAAUGCAAAGGAAGUGGUGGAAGAAAAAAAGCAUUUUGGGAGAAAAAUCUCAAGAAAAGAAAGGCCAAAGUUGCUAUGGGAAAGAAUUCAAGUGUAUCAAUCAAGCUUAGUUUUAUUGUGAUUUAUUAG